Molecule: messenger RNA, 1099 nt
Organism: Cuscuta europaea
Lineage: Eukaryota; Viridiplantae; Streptophyta; Magnoliopsida; Solanales; Convolvulaceae
Source: the annotation of a GenBank genome assembly
UAGGAGUACAAAUAUUUUUGUAACAUUUCAAGGAAAAUAAACCAUUUACUAUCAUUUGAUGAAAAGAAUUGUUUUUCGAACUCACAAAUGUUUUCGUCUGUUUCAUGUAAAAUGAUACUCCGUAUGUACAACAAAAUACGUAUAGGCUAGAGCACCAACAUAAGAUUCGUUGUAAUAUUCAAACGCCGCCUCUUCUUUUCUGUCCAACGAUGCAGGCAGACGGUGCACCGCCGGUGAGUUUGAAGCUCCUCAUCAACAAGAAGGAUAAAAAAGUGGUUUUCGCGGAAGCUGAAAAACCGUUCGUGGACUUCUUGUUCUACUUGAUGUCCUUGCCGAUGGGGACCGUCAUCAAGCUUGUGACCCAGAAAUCCAUGGUGGGUGCCCUCGGCAAACUCUACGGCAGCAUCUCUGACCUUAGCGACACGUACUUGCAGCCGGGCACAAACAAGGAUACCUUCUUGAACCCCAAAACUACCGUUCUGAUGUCUUCGGAAGUGCCACGUCUAAUGCCGCCGGCCGCCGGUUUCUCUGCGGUGACCAAGAAGGUUUACGCGUGUCCCAAGUACCUUUAUGGUACCGGCGGCUCUAGUAGUUGCCGGAACACAUUGCGAUUCACUGAUGACCCGAAAGCUGUGUGUCCGGGCUGUCACUCCGCCAUGAGCGCUGAGAUGAACUACGUCGCUCCGGUGACGGCAACGGCGGCAUCGUCCAGGGACGACGACGACCGCGGGUUUGUGAGGGGGGUUGUAACCUAUAUGGUAAUGGAUGACUUGAAGGUAAUGCCGCACUCUACCAUUUCCACCAUAACCGCUCUCAAUGAGCAUAACGUGAAGGACUUUGGAUCCCUUGAGGUUAAGGUCGUCCAAUUGGGUAUUGAUUCGGGACUGAAGUUGUUGAAGGCUGCAUUGCAUACUAAUUCUGUUCUCACAACCGUAUUCCUGGGGAAGUAGCUAUGCUUAAUUACAUGUUCGAGGAUGCAAUUGUUGUUUUAAUUUGAAGUUUAACUUUUGUGAUGUACCGUACCGUUAAUUCCGCAAGCUAUGGAUUUUUGCUUAAGCAUGCAUCAUGUAAGUUUUUGAACUAUCUUAUGAACUACUCC